Molecule: messenger RNA, 659 nt
Organism: Vigna umbellata (rice bean)
Lineage: Eukaryota; Viridiplantae; Streptophyta; Magnoliopsida; Fabales; Fabaceae
Source: RefSeq, a predicted model, not a curated record
GCAACGACGCCGCGUUCAAACUAAGCUACUAAUAAACGCAUCGCAGUUAUUACGCUCUGUUUGGCGCUACAAACGAAAACAAAGAAACCGACAAGCGCUUUAUUCCAGAACAAGAAGGAAACCGAAUGAGAGCAUCAACCUCUUCAAUUCCCAUUCCAUCGUCGUCUUCGCGUUUCUUCAUCAUCUUCUUCCUUCUAUUCGCGCUCCUCGCCCUUCGAUCUUCAUCUGGCGACUGCUCCCACUUCCAACACCAGGCACCGAUGGCCACUGUCGGAGGCGUGCGUGACUCCCCAGGGUCUCAGAAUAGCGUCGACACUGAAUCUCUCGCGCGAUUCGCGGUCGACGAGCACAACAAGAAGCAGAAUUCGCUUCUGGAGUUUGCUAGGGUUGUGAAGGCACAGGAACAGGUUGUUGCUGGUACCAUGCAUCACCUUACUCUCGAGGCUAUUGAGGCUGGUGAGAAGAAGCUCUAUGAAGCUAAGGUAUGGGUGAAACCAUGGCUGAACUUCAAAGAACUUCAAGAGUUCAAGCCUGCCGGUGUUGCAUCACCAUUUACCUCUGCUGACCUUGGUGUCAAAAAGGGUAUGACAUUUUCUAAACCAAGCAUUUGUAAACUUUAUAGGACUAAGAACAGUUCUAUUUAGGAUAUUUAUUAAUUA